Molecule: messenger RNA, 864 nt
Organism: Schistocerca americana (American grasshopper)
Lineage: Eukaryota; Metazoa; Arthropoda; Insecta; Orthoptera; Acrididae
Product: piggyBac transposable element-derived protein 3-like
Exons: 3
Coding region: 1-864 (287 amino acids)
Source: RefSeq, a predicted model, not a curated record
AUGGCAGGAUACACAUCAAAGCUCAGUUCCGAAGAAAUUUUAGAACUUCUUUUGAAUGGAGACGUGUCAGAUCUUGAGAUUAGUGAGGAGGAGGAUGGUGAUUUUGAUCUGGCAGAUGAUGCUGUGCAACAAUCGAAUGUUCCUUCCCCAAGUGAACAGAGUAGCAGCUGCACUGAUAAUUCUGAUGAUGACGAGAGCUCUUCCCAGAAUCGCAGGAUGUUUUGGGAGAAAUGCGAAAGGUUUGAGGGACUCCAGGUUACCUUCUCGCCCACGGAAGUUGCAGAACAUAAUGAGAAUCAGAUCAUGGACUACUUUCAGCAAUACUUUGACUUGGCCUUUUUUAAGGAUACUUCUGAACUUACCAAUAUGAGAUAUUUACAGCAGACUGGAAGGUCUUUAAAGCUGUCUGCCAAGGAAUUGCGGGUAUUUAUUGGAGCAACAAUACUAAUGUCUUGUUUGAGAUACCCUAGAGUUAGGAUGUACUGGGGUAAAACAACAAGAGUUAUUAGCAUUACUGAAAUUAUGACUCGAGACCGAUACUUCACCAUUAGAAGUAAUUUGAAGGUGACAGACGAUAAUGCUGUAACAGAGGAAACUAGAAGGAAAGAUAAGUUGUGGAAAAUAAGACCACUUUUAGAACGUGUAAAGAGAGCAUGCCUCAGUUUACCUCGAUCUCCUGAAGUGGCAGUGGAUGAACAAAUGAUCCCGUUUACUGGAGCAUGUGCAAUAAAACAAUUUGUCAGGGGAAAGCCAAAUCCUGAAGGGCUCAAAAAUUUUGUGUUGGCUGCUCCUUCAGGACUAGUCUUGACUUUGAGAUUUAUCAGGGUAAAGGAACAUUCCCAGAAGCUAUUGGUCAACAAUUAA